Molecule: messenger RNA, 621 nt
Organism: Plasmodium gonderi
Lineage: Eukaryota; Apicomplexa; Aconoidasida; Haemosporida; Plasmodiidae
Exons: 7
Coding region: 1-621 (206 amino acids)
Biological process (GO): endosomal transport; double-strand break repair via homologous recombination
Cellular component (GO): AP-type membrane coat adaptor complex; late endosome; lysosome
Source: RefSeq, a predicted model, not a curated record
AUGGUGUAUGGGAUAAUAAUUCAUUCUUCCGAAUGUGCUGAGAAAUUUUAUUUUAGUUCGUAUUAUAGUAUGGAGAAUAAUGACGAGGAUGACUGCAUAAGACAAAGGACUAUUGUUGCGAGGGUCAUUGAUGAAAUAAAUUAUUAUGAAGAUGGUAAAGCCAAAUCUGAUAAUACCAACAAAAGUCAAAGGGAAAAGUAUUUGGAUUUACUUGGUUCUUUUCUCUCAAAGAAUGUUAAUAAUGAAGUAAAAAUAGAUAAUGAGGGAUUCUUCAGAAUUGUUGAUUCAUCCCUUUUCAAAAAUAAGAUAAAUAUUCUGUGGAAAGUUUUAAACAAAAUUUGCUACACCUUAGUUCUCUAUGCUCAUGAAAAUAUUCACCUGGCCGAUUAUUUCCUGCAUACAUUUAUAAAUGUCAUGAGGGAACAUCACGAUAUGGAAAAGAGAAAAAAUUCCAAAAAUGACGUGGAUUUGUUUAACCCUGACACGGUUCUGGCUGUGCUAUACUUCUUCUUGCCAAAAGGACAAUUGAUGCUAAUAGAUGAUAACCACGCAAAAAUUUUGAGCACUCGAGUCCAACAGUUUCUCGGAGGUAAGGUGAAGUUACCGCCCAAGAAUUCCUAA